Stylophora pistillata is the source of this 1071-nucleotide messenger RNA. Its product is annotated as beta-1,3-galactosyltransferase 1-like. Gene Ontology annotation, molecular function: hexosyltransferase activity. NCBI's taxonomy places the organism in Eukaryota, Metazoa, Cnidaria, Anthozoa, Scleractinia, Pocilloporidae. Gene Ontology annotation, cellular component: Golgi membrane. Gene Ontology annotation, biological process: protein O-linked glycosylation. The record is from RefSeq and is a predicted model, not a curated record.
AUGACCGCCGUUCGCUUCGAUUUGAAGACAAACUUUGAACAUCUACGAAAAUGCUUUGAAACUUCACUGGACCAUUACAAUAAUUCAACGAGGAAUUUUAGCGAGAAGUUUAGGAAAGCCCGCAUUCGGACUAAAUUAUCAUACCGCAAACUGGAUUCGCGUAGAGAUUACUUACUGGGGAAUUUUGUCUGCAAUAAUGAACUUUUCCUGCUGAUUCAAGUCCAUUCUAGUCCAGAAAAUUUUAAGAGUCGACAAGCUAUUAGGUUGACGUGGGGUAACAUGGAACAUUUUAUUGGCGGCCAUUAUCGGGAUACUAAUCGUAACGAUACCUUGAGGUCCUGGAAAACAGUAUUUCUCAUUGGCCAGAGCUCUGACCCCACAUUGAACUACCUCGUUCUCCAAGAAGCUAACGUUUACAAAGAUAUUAUGAUAGGAUCUUUUCAAGAUACAUAUCGCAACCUUAAUUUGAAGAUGAUCUUUAGCUUAAAGUGGCCGCUGGAACAAAAGUGUCCUGUUUCUUAUAUUCUUAAGACAGACGAAGAUUGUUACGUGAACGUUUGGAAUCUUUUUCAUUGGCUGAGGAGCUAUCAUGAAGCUAACGGGUCACGCCCUCUUUACGCUGGCCGAGUUCAAACAGAAAUGCCGGUCGUACGAGAUACCGAAAGUCGCUACUACGUCUCAGUGGAAGAUCAUCCCGUUGACUUUUAUAAACCGUAUAUUUCUGGAGGAGGAUACAUCAUAAGUGCAAGUUUACUUCCGGCACUUGUCAAAGUUUCACGAACAUCACCGAUUUUUGCAAAUGAAGAUGCACUGCUCGGUUCGUUGAUGUACCGCAUCGGAGCACAGUGGACCGACAACCAAAAAUUUUUACCCCUUAUAUUUUGUUCCCAAAUGGAUAAGUAUCGUUUUCGCGACAUGCACAUGUGCAGUUUGUCGAGACAGAUUAUUUUGCACGGCAUAAGAGGAUGGCAGCAACUAGAAAUGCAUUUUAAUAGUGCCUUGUAUAAUCAAUUCCCAUCGCUGUGGUCCUCGGGUAUAAACUACGAAGACAUGCGGGAUGCGUGCGAAUGA